Messenger RNA from Haliotis rubra (blacklip abalone), 1293 nucleotides. RefSeq lists its product as uncharacterized. The transcript has a single exon. The record is from RefSeq and is a predicted model, not a curated record. Bases 1 to 1293 code for a protein of 430 amino acids. Gene Ontology annotation, molecular function: nucleic acid binding; zinc ion binding. NCBI's taxonomy places the organism in Eukaryota, Metazoa, Mollusca, Gastropoda, Lepetellida, Haliotidae.
AUGUCUCAAAACAAUUCUUCUGGUUCCGCAAAACAAAACAAACGUCGACAUGUUGAGGCUUUGUCAUCUGAUGAUGAUGUAUCACCUACCGUCGUAGAUUCUUGGCCAAAGUUUAUUGUCAUUGCUCCUGCUGAUGGGGACACUCUAAAAUUGAACCCUUUUGCUAUUUCCAAGGGCAUUCAAGGUAUAUGUGGUGAUGUAAAAAAUGUCACGCGUCUCCGAGGUGGUUCACUCCUAGUGGAAUGUGCACUGCGGCAACAGUCUGUUAACCUGCUGUCCUUAAAACAGUUUGUUAACACCAAAGUUGUUGUGUCGGUGCACAAAACACUGAAUUCUACUCGAGGAAUUAUCAGAGAUCGCGCUCGUUGUUUGACUGACAUGAGCGAAGAGGAAAUCGCUGCUGAAUUGAAAAGUCAAGGAGUGACUGCUGUCAAGCGGUUUACAAAGAAACAACAUGAUGGUACUAUCAGCAAAACUAACACGUAUCUCUUCACUUUCUCACUUUCAGUUCUUCCUAAAUCUAUUAAAGCCGGCUACUUCAACAUCAGUGUGGAGGUCUAUAUACCUAACCCACUCAGGUGUUACAACUGUCAAAAGUUUGGACACGGUUCCAAAUUUUGCCGUGGCAUUUCAACAUGCUUCCGCUGUGGUGGUGCUCAUGAGAGCUCAGAGUGUACAGACAACAUGAAGUGUGUCAACUGCGGCGGACAGCACAUGGCUUCCUCAAAAUCAUGUCCAAUUUUCCUCCGUGAGACCAGUAUCCUGAAGAUAAAACACACGAAUAACAUCACUUAUCAAGAAGCUAAAAAGUUGGUACCAUCUAUUGGCCAGAACCUGUCUACAAAAACCUAUUCAGCUGCAAUUUCCUCGCCUGCUCUUGUGACUAAAGUUCCUACUGUCUCAGUUUCCUGCCAAACAGUUAUUUCUUGGCUCAAAACAGACCAUAUUCAGGUUAGUGAACUCACUCAGGUAUGCCAGAGUGAGCCGGUUCAGAGGAAAGUAACAUCUUCAUCUCAGACAGACUCUCAACCCAUACAGGAAAAAACUCGUGAACCACAGCAAAGAAAUGAGAAUGACCCUCACGCAGACGGUAAAACUCAUUUAACAAGUAAAGAAAAAAAGCAAGCAAAAAAGGCGAGGGCACACAAAAAUUUAGAGAUCGCUUCUCCUACAACAACUCAGAUAGAGGUUCAUAAUACAUUUGAUCCUCUGGAGAUGGACGUGAGUCCGUCCCUCCCAAUCCAUGGGAAUAAACCCCCCUCCCGCUCCCGAUCUCCAAUUUCACCUCCAUGA